This is a messenger RNA of Striga asiatica, 831 nucleotides long. The record is from the annotation of a GenBank genome assembly. NCBI's taxonomy places the organism in Eukaryota, Viridiplantae, Streptophyta, Magnoliopsida, Lamiales, Orobanchaceae.
UUUCAUCACCCGGUCCGGACCGACAGCGGAAGCCUAGCACUAAGUGCAAUCUCCAGCGACAACGGACCCAAAUGCAUGAACGACGAAUUGCCCGGCUUUUUGAUCUCAUUCUUGGUAAGGCCGACCCCGGAUGUAAUCGCUUAUUACGCGAUGAAGCGGGUGAACAAAAGUAAGGAUCGCGAAAGGGUGAACGCUGGAAGCUUAACGCUCCGCCUGAAAGUGGUGGUUCGAUUCCAUCUCCUUACGGCACCGCCACGCGGCGCACAUACUAUACUAAUUCCUUUCUCUCAGGGUAAAGGGUUUGUAGAUGGUUUAAGGAGAGCGCUUCGCACCUUUAUUGAAUUCAGAAAAGAUCAGUCUACAACUCUACAAUUUGGAAGAGGAGCUGCUCUUUCAAUUCCCAGAUCCACAACAACAGAACUUCUUCCACGAAUAGGUCUUCGCCAUAGGGAAGAAAUAGUUGAAGAAACAGUCUGGAUUAGCCCAACUAUUGGGAUACCUUCACGGGCAAGGCUCCAACCUCAAAGCCUGUGCCCUACUUGCUUCCUCUUUAGUGAAGGCGGAGUCGUCCCAUUAACUCCACUUACUUUUGGGCUCUCCCCCGCCCUUACUCUGAUUCUUAUCGCACGAACUCAAUCUUAUCCAACUCCCUUUGGAGUCGAUCUGCUAACAUUGAUGCCAACCCAAGCAAGAGAGGGCCUAGAACUUUCUCUGGAUUUGCCGUCUCCCAAUGGAGAAUGGAGGGGAGGACUUUUUAUUACUCCUAGAGUAGAGCGGUAUCCUUUUCAAAUCCCAGAUACUGCAUUCGUCAUCGAAGCUUCUGCCAAAUAA